GAAACAAGAAAAAUGUAAAAGAGGACAAACAUACGUAACAUUGAUAAUAUUUUGCAAUUUAAAGUAAAAUUACAAAAGUUAUCGAAAUAUUUUCUAUCAAUUUAAUAUUAAAUUAAAAACCAUUCAACUUAAUUCGGACUGAUCACGGUAUGGUCGUCUGCUGGCGUCUGUCUCUGUCUGUCUUUCUCAGAUUUAGGUACGUGCUCUGUGAUUCUCAUCGGCCGACCGGUACAAAAAUACAAAUCGGCGUAAAAUCAAUGGAAGUAAGUUUUAAAAAAUGUGAGUGGUUCUACCACACAAAGGGACAUAAACUUACUUUUCAGGUGAAUACAUGAGUACAGAAAUGGCUGAAGAUUAUACUGAAAUUCGGUGAACACAAAUGUGAGUGAAUAUACCUAUUACUUAGCAGGUAAUAGAUCCACAAAAUCAUACAAAUUCAGAUACCUGCAGUUAUACUAAGGCCGAAGUUAACCUCGAGAUGAUAUCAACAAAAGUGUUGUUAGAACGCACCAAAUACUAUGGUUGUGACCGUUGCAAUCUUGUUUUCUUCCGACCAAAAGAUGUAAAGAUUCAUGCAGUUAAACAUAAACAAGAUAUUAUGAAAAGUGUGGACGACGACGACAUCGACGACAGAUUCGUAAAGCGUUUCUCGUGUGACGUGUGCGGGCGGCGCUUCGUGCAGCUCGGCACGCUGCGGGCGCACGCGGCGCUGCACGAGCCCUUCCCGCACGCCUGCCCCUGCGGCGUCGGCUUCUACCGCGCGCACGACCUCCGCGCCCACAGGAACCUGCUGCACCUCGACCAGAUACAGCAGACGCUCGCCGCGCUCACCCACAGGCAACAGAGGGCGUCCAGACACGAGAUCCGGCAGACAAAAGUGGUUAAAGCAGCCAAAAAGGAACCGAAGCUGAAAAUAGUCGAACCAGUAAAAAAAGUAAACAAACAAAAACGUUCGACCGAGACCCUAACAAGAUACAGGUCUGAAGACGAGAAUUUUAUCAUACCAAACGAUGACAAUAGUUUCUCAUGUCCGACUUGCUAUAAGAUAUUCAAAUCUAAGCAAAGCGUGGUGGUUCAUCUCGCCACCCACGCCCCGGUGAAGCCGAUCCUCUGCAGUUAUUGCGGCAGAGAAUUUAGAAGGCUGCAAAAUUUGAGGUCACAUGAGCGGAUACACAGAGGGGAGAAGCCGUUCAAAUGCUCGUUUUGCCCCAAAGUGUCCGGCGACGCGUCGACGCACAAGCGCCAUGAGCGCACGCACACCGGCGUCAAGCCCCACAGGUGCAACUUCUGCGGGAAGAAGUUCGCCGACGCCAGCGGGCUCAACGCUCACCGCAAACGGCACGAAGGCACAAAAGACGUCAAAUGCCCGCAUUGCCCCAAAAUGUUCUGGGAUAAAAAGACCUUAAGACAACACAUCCCCGUUCACAGUGACGAAAAGAACUUCGAAUGUCAAAUAUGCUCAAAAAGAUUUUCGCAAAAAUGUUACCUCAGAGUGCACUUGAAAGUUCACGGAGUUGAAAGAUUUGAGUGUGACUACUGUGGGUUCCUUUCUAUACACAAAUAUAAUUUAAUGACACACAUACAAAAUAAGCACAUGCAUAAAAAGAAACCGAAGCCGAAAAUUACAGUCGAUCCAGUCAAAAAACAAAAACGUUGGACUGAAUCCACGGCGACGAGAUACAGGUCCGAAGAAGAGAAUCUUAUCAAACCAAACGACGACAAUAGCUUCUCGUGUCCAACUUGCUAUAAGAUAUUCAAAUCUAAGGACAGCAUGGUGGUUCAUCUCGCCACCCACGCCCCGGUGAAGCCGAUCCUCUGCAGUUAUUGCGGCAGAGAAUUUAAAAGGCUGCAAAAUUUGAUUUCACAUGAGCGGAUACACAGAGGGGAGAAGCCGUUCAAAUGCUCGUUUUGCCCCAAAGUGUCCGGUGACCCCUCGACGCACAAGCGCCAUGAGCGCACGCACACCGGCGUCAAGCCAUACAGGUGCGACUUCUGUGAGAAGAAGUUCGCCGACGCCAGCGGGCUCAUCGCUCACCGCAAACGGCAGCACGAAGGCACAAAAGACGUCGAAUGCCCGCAUUGCCACAAAAUGUUCUGGGAUAAAAAGGCCUUAAAACGACACAUCCCCGUUCACAGUGACGUCAAAAAAGUAACAAAACAAAAACGUUCGACCGAAUCCCUAACAAGAUACAGGUCCGAAGACGAGAAUUUUAUCAUACCAAACGACGAUAAUAGUUUCUCGUGUCCGACUUGCUAUAAGAUAUUCAAAUCUAAGCGAAACGUGGUGAUUCAUCUCGCCACCCACGCCCCGGUGAAGCCGUACGCGUGCAAAUUGUGCGGUCAGAGGUUCACGCAAACGUCGGGGUUCUACAAGCACAUGAAAGUACACAGCGGCGUCACGGAGUUCCGCUGCAGUUUUUGCGGCAAAGAAUUUAGAAGGCUGGAAAAUUUGAGGUCUCAUGAGCGGAUACACAGAGGGGAGAAGCCGUUCAAAUGCUCGUUUUGCCCCAAAGUGUCCGGCGACGCGUCGACGCACAAGCGCCAUGAGCGCACGCACACCGGCGUCAAGCCCCACAGGUGCAACUUCUGCGGGAAGAAGUUCGCCGACGCCAGAGGGCUCAUCGCUCACCGCAAACGGCACGAAGGCACAAAAGACGUCAAAUGCCCGCAUUGCCCCAAAAUGUUCUGGGAUAAAAAGACCUUAAGACAACACAUCCCCGUUCACAGUGACGAAAAGAACUUCGAAUGUCAAAUAUGCUCGAAAAGAUUUUCGCAAAAAUGUUACCUCAGAGUGCACUUGAAAGUUCACGGAGUUGAAAAAUUUGAGUGUGACUACUGUGGGUUCCUCUCUAUACACAAAUAUAAUUUAAUGACACACAUACAAAAUAAGCACAUGCAUAAAAAGGAACAGAGGCCGAAAAUUACAGUCGAACCAGUAAAAAAAGAAAAACGUUGGACCGAAUCCGCGGCGACGAGAUACAGGUCCGAAGAAGAGAAUCUUAUCAAACCAAACGACGACAAUAGCUUCUCGUGUCCAACUUGCUAUAAGAUAUUCAAAUCUAAGCACAGCAUGGUGGUUCAUCUCGCCACCCACGCCCCGGUAAAGCCGAUCCUCUGCAGUUAUUGCGGCAGAGAAUUUAAAGGGCUGCAAAAUUUGAGGUCACAUGAGCGGAUACACAGAGGGGAGAAGCCGUUCAAAUGCUCGUUUUGCCCCAAAGUGUCCGGCGACGCGUCGACGCACAAGCGCCAUGAGCGCACGCACACCGGCGUCAAGCCCCACAGGUGCAACUUCUGCGGGAAGAAGUUCGCCGACGCCAGCUGGCUCAACGCUCACCGCAAACGGCACGAAGGCACAAAAGACGUCAAAUGCCCGCAUUGCCCCAAAAUGUUCUGGGAUAAAAAGACCUUAAGACAACACAUCCCCGUUCACAGUGACGAAAAGAACUUCGAAUGUCAAAUAUGCUCAAAAAGAUUUUCGCAAAAAUGUUACCUCAGAGUGCACUUGAAAGUUCACGGAGUGGCAAGAUUUGAGUGUGACUACUGUGGGUUCCUUUCUAUACACAAAUAUAAUUUAAUGACACACAUACAAAAUAAGCACAUGCAUAAAAAGGAACCGAGGCCGAAAAUUACAGUCGAACCAGUCAAAAAACAAAAACGUUGUACCGAAUCCACGGCGACGAGAUACGGGUCCGAAGAAGAGAAUCUUAUCAAACCAAACGACGACAAUAGCUUCUCGUGUCCAACUUGCUAUAAGAUAUUCAAAUCUAAGGACAGCAUGGUGGUUCAUCUCGCCACCCACGCCCCAGUUAAGCCGAUCCUCUGCAGUUAUUGCGGCAGAGAAUUUAGAAGGCUGCAAAAUUUGAGGUCACAUGAGCGGAUACACAGAGGGGAGAAGCCGUUCAAAUGCUCGUUUUGCCCCAAAGUGUCCGGCGACGCGUCGACGCACAAGCGCCAUGAGCGCACGCACACCGGCGUCAAGCCCUACAGGUGCGACUUCUGUGAGAAGAAGUUCGCCGAUGCCAGCGGGCUCAUCGCUCACCGCAAACGGCAGCACGAAGGCACAAAAGACGUCAAAUGCCCGCAUUGCCCCAAAAUGUUCUGGGAUAAAAAGGCCUUAAGACAACACAUUCCCGUUCACAGUGACGUAAAGAACUUCGAAUGUCAAAUAUGCUCAAAAAGAUUUUUGCAAAAAUGUUACCUCAGAGCGCACUUGAAAGUUCACGAAGUUGAAAGAUUUGAGUGUGACUACUGUGGGUUCCGUUCUAGACACAGAUAUAGUUUAAAGAAUCACAUACAAAUGCAUAUGUUUAAGUUUACUGAUAAAAAGAAACACUACUCUAUUGUGCAUAGUAAGGGUGCCCACAUGUGUAGUUAUUGUGAUAAAAAAUUCAAAAAUAAUUUGUUAUUGAAGAAACAUUAUAUGCGAGUUCAUAGCAAUGUAACGAACGAGGUUUGAAUGGGAUUAAUGUGGUGAACGAUUUUAUGAAAAAUCUAAUCUUGUAUAGGUACCAUAUACUUUCACAACAUUCAACGUUGUUGUAUUGUUAAAUUGUUAUAUUUGCUGUGAAAAGUUCAUUUUCGAUUUGAAGAAACACAAAGCUAAAAAUCAUAAUCCUCCUUCUGACGCAGUCGUGUAAAAAGAGUGUGCCAGUAAGUUUUACUCUUUUUUUUUUUGUUUUGGACUGUGUCCCGCGGAUUUAUUGCCGCGGUGAUUCUGCCAAUGUCAAAAGAGUGUGUCGCUGGGUUCAAAUGAGAAAGUGACAAGGUCCUUGCGUCAAAGAGAAAGUUCAAAGAAAUCAACACCCUGUAUAGUUUCCAACAUUGCUAAAAUCGGAACCAGCGAUCCGGUAUUGACGGUGGGGCCCCGCUGUCAAUGUCACGGAUAGGACAGUUCAGUAUAUUGGAACUUUAUCUGUGCCAAAGUCAGUAAAAUCUAAUUUUGUCAUUGCGGCCUUUGUCCCAGUAACCGAGAUUCAAUGCGUCAACACGUAGAACGGAACUGGAAUGUAAAUGGAAAAUAAUAAUUGAUAAAAGGGCUUAUUUCAAUAAUCCCCGCUGACAAUCCCCGUCAACGGGGAUUAGUCCCCGAGAUUAGGGAUCAUUAAUCCCCGUUAACGCCAAAUGGAGCUCAUAAUGGGGAUUAAUGAACUAAAAAGUUUUUUUAAUUUAAGUAUUUUUUUUUAAGUAUUGUAAUUAGGCUUAAAUUUAAUUCGAUCAAUAAGCGAGUUCUUAUCCAAUAAUAAAUAGAAGGUACCUGAUUCAUGCAUGCAUUAGUAUUUUAUUUUUAACGUAAUGGUAAUAGCUCAAAUUGGCGUUAACGGGGAUUAAUGAACAAAAAGUUCACUAAUCCCCGUUGACGGGGAUUGUCAACGGGGAAUCGUGGAAUAAGCCGAUAAAAGUUGAGAUCAUGUUUUGUCAAGUUAAAAGGUUCUGUAUUUGUAUAGAUAUAAUACUAUUAAAAUAGUACAUAAAUGUCAAACUAAAAA
Molecule: messenger RNA, 5486 nt
Organism: Ostrinia nubilalis (European corn borer)
Lineage: Eukaryota; Metazoa; Arthropoda; Insecta; Lepidoptera; Crambidae
Product: zinc finger protein 721-like
Exons: 4
Coding region: 479-4456 (1325 amino acids)
Biological process (GO): regulation of transcription by RNA polymerase II
Cellular component (GO): chromosome
Molecular function (GO): chromatin insulator sequence binding
Source: RefSeq, a predicted model, not a curated record